Molecule: messenger RNA, 2752 nt
Organism: Nicotiana attenuata
Lineage: Eukaryota; Viridiplantae; Streptophyta; Magnoliopsida; Solanales; Solanaceae
Product: ankyrin-3
Exons: 4
Coding region: 214-2487 (757 amino acids)
Molecular function (GO): protein binding
Source: RefSeq, a predicted model, not a curated record
GGCGCUCACUUCUUUCAAGUUUCCUCUCUCGAGUUUCGUGUUUUCCGAAACUAUUAAACAAAUAAAAACUCACACUGCUCCAUUCCUUUCCUGCUCCGCUGCUUCUUCUGCACUUACUCUGUAGAUGUGUCGCAGAUACACGUAAAAAGCUUGUGAGAGACACAGAGGAGAAAGCAGUAACUUCUCGUUGCGCUACAACUUUCUUCGUCGGAAAUGACAGUGUUUGGCCAUUCAGGUGUCGGAGGUGGUUUCCUCGCCGGAAAACAGGUUUUUCCGGUGAACUACGAGGUUGAAGUUUCCCGUCGUCUUCUCGAAGCUUCGCAUUCAAACGAUCUGAUAUUAGCUCUCGAAUGCAUCGCCGAUCCGUUCGUUGACGUAAAUUUCGUCGGCGAUGUGUGCUUGAAGGUGAGAAAGGCGGAGGUCGUGACGCAUGAUGAGUUGCCGAACGAAGUUAGGAUCGUAUACGAGGAGUUCAAAACGGACGUUACGGCAUUGUUCCUCGCCGUUCAUAAUGGAAAUGUUGCUCUUGUGAGAAAACUACUGAGUAUUGGAGCCGAUGUAAAUCAAAAACUUUUCAGGGGAUUCCCAACCACAGCAGCAGUGAGGGAGGGACACCAAGAGAUCUUAGAGGUGUUAAUUAAAGCUGGGGCAUCUCAGCAGGCUUGUGAGGAAGCUCUGUUGGAGGCCAGCUGUCAUGGGCAUGCAAGAUUUGUCGAGCUGCUCAUGGAAUCAGAAAUGAUUCGACCUCGGAUUGCUGUACAUGCUUUCUUCACUGGAUGUUGCCGUGGAUUUGGAGAUGUUGUGGACACUCUCCUUAAGUGUGGAGUGAAUGUCGAUACUACAAAUCGUGUUUUGCUCCAGUCAUGCAAACCUUCUCUGCAUACAAAUGUUGACUGUUCGGCACUUGUGGCUGCUGUUGUUAGUAGGCAAGUCUCUGUAGUCCGUCUACUGCUUGAGGCCGGCGCAAAAACUGAUGGCCCAGUCCAUCUUGGAGCUUGGUCCUGGGAUGCAGCUUCAGGUGAAGAAUUUCGAGUAGGUGCUGGAUUAGCAGAUCCCUAUGCCAUUACUUGGUGUGCUGUGGAGUACUUUGAAGCUAGUGGCUCUAUUCUGCAAAUGCUCCUCCAGCGGCUCGCCCCCAGUACACUCAGUGGUAGAUCCCUUCUCCACCAUGCUAUUCUUUGUGGUAAUGCAGGAGCAGUUUCAGUGCUUCUGAAAUGUGGUGCUCAUGUAGAAUCUCCAGUUAAAACCUCUCGGAAUGUUGAGUUCCGCCCUAUACAUAUGGCAGCACGACUUGGGUUCUCAAGCGUUAUUAAAUGUUUGAUUGACUUUGGCUGUGAUCUAGACUCAAGAACGGACACAGGAGAUACAGCUUUAAUGAUCUCUGCGAGAUUCAAGAGGGAAGACUGCCUCAAAGUAUUGACUAUAGCUGGUGCUGAUUUUGGUUUGGUUAAUGCAGCUGGUGAAUCAGCAAGCUCCGUUGCUGCAUCCAGUCGAUGGAAGCUUGGUUUUCAAGGUGCAGUUCUGGAAGUCAUUCAGAGUGGAAAGAUUCCCAAGUCAAGCAACAUGUCUGUCUUUUCGCCCUUACUGUUUGUGGCUCGUUCCAGGGACCUUUUAUCCUUAAAAGCUCUGAUUGGACGAGGAGAUAUUGAUCUGGAUAGCCAAGAUGACCAAGGUUUCUCCGCUGUAAUGAUCACCGCUGCAGAGGGUCAUGUAGACGGCUUCAGAUUGCUUGUGCAUGCCGGUGCUAAUGUCAAGCUGCAGAACAAAUCUGGGGAGACUGCUGUUACCCUCUGCGCACUAAAUCAAAAUCGUGAUCGAUUUGAAAAGGUUCUGCUCGAAUUUGCUCUUGAACAGGGUAGUCGAAACGCUGCAGGUUUCUAUGCACUGCAUUGUGCAGCUCGAUGUGGCGACUUGGAUGCAGUUAAACAGUUAACAACCAGGGGUUAUGAUGUAAACAUGUCCAAUGGGGACGGUUACACACCACUCAUGCUUGCAGCAAGGGAAGGGCAUGGCCGCACAUGUGAAUUCUUAAUCUCUUGUGGGGCACGAUGCGAUAUCAAGAACGCAUUGGGUGAAACUGCACUUUCCCUUGCUAGGCAGACACAGAAAAAUGAGGCAGAGAGGGUGAUACUGGAUGAACUUGCUAGGAAACUGGUCUUAACUGGUGCCCAAGUGAAGAAGCACAUAAAGGGAGGUAAAGGGUCUCCACAUAUGAAAGUUCUUAAAAUGGUUGAAGCUGCUGGAAUAUUGCGUUGGGGAAAAUCAAGCGGACGUAAUGUUGUAUGCCGGGAGGCGGAAGUGGGACCGAGUUUGAAGUUUCAGAAGAUCAGGCAAAGAAAAGGUGAUGCUGAGCUACCUGGAAUAUUUAGGGUGAUCACGACCAAGAACAAGGAAGUGCACUUUGUGUGUGAGGGUGGUUACGAGACGGCAGAGCUUUGGGUGAGAGGAAUAAAGCUUGUGACAAGAGAAGCUAUUUUUAGCAAGUAGAGAUAUUUGUCGGCGAUAAGCAAGAGAGUUUAGAUGUAUAGUUAUUAGCUUACUACUUCAUUUUGUCAUAUGCUUAGAAGAGUUCUUACUCAAUGUAGAGUUUUUCUCUUUUAGUAUAUGUAGUACUUCAUCUUGUAGUACUUCGUCUGUAAAUGGCAUCUUAACGAGAAAAAGAACAGUUGAGAAGAUGAAAGCUUUUAUUGCCGUCCAGAUUCAUCAUGUAGGGAGUGGGAUUUUAGUUUUCUUUCAGUCAAGCUUCAGUUAG